Molecule: messenger RNA, 3572 nt
Organism: Dunckerocampus dactyliophorus (ringed pipefish)
Lineage: Eukaryota; Metazoa; Chordata; Actinopteri; Syngnathiformes; Syngnathidae
Exons: 13
Coding region: 93-1895 (600 amino acids)
Molecular function (GO): protein binding
Source: RefSeq, a predicted model, not a curated record
CAGAAGUCACGACAGGAGGUUGAUAUUUUUAUGACUCACAUAGAAAUUAAGUUAAGAAACAUUCAUCUUUUUGACAGGAUUAAAAGAAAAGAAUGGGAAGGCUCAACUUUUACGUCCUUUGGUCCCUCCGUGACGCUCCUCGCCAGUUCAUCAGCAAGUCAAACCGAAGAUGCUUCCACGUCCAUGUCCCGCUCCCUCUACCCAAGCAGCUGGUGAUCUUCGGUCUCGGCGAGUGGGGGUGCAGCGAGACCACCAUCUCUGUGGAGGUAGUGGUCAGUGCUGACGUGCUACCUCAGAACAUUGGAACGCUUACAUCUCAAGCUAGGUGUUUGACUUUUGAGGGGGACUGGAGCUCUGACAUGGUGGCUGUGGCAGCAGAGAGAGGGCGGAAAGGAGUCUAUGGCAAGAUUGUGCUCACGGUGUGUGGACAGGUUGAGGAGCAAGGCAGCAUCUUGAGCAGUAGUCCACUGGUCCAAAGGAAAUGUUUGUUCCCCAAGCAGCUCAGCACCACUGAUCUCUCCUGUACCUCGCACCAAAGUGCUGCAGAAGACACGGUAACCCCCAACUCCUCACAGUUGGGCGACAGUGUUUGCUAUGGCGAGGUCCAGGUUAAUAAAGUUGACACCAGCGAUUCAGCCUUGGGAAGUAAACCUUCACUCUGGCCUACGGAUAAGACGCCCAGACGGACUGUCAUCAGCAGGAAAGGUCGUCUGGCAUGGAGCUCCGAGGACUUGGAGGACACAGAGGCCAUAGGCCGAGCUUCAACUCCCAAGAAAAUUAGGUUGUCCAGGAUGAACAGCCAGGAAGAAAUGACUCUGCAGUUAAAGCAGGAGGACAGAGAAGUGUCAGUGUACCCGUCAAAGCGUUGGAGCCACACCAUGUGCCUCAGUGACCUCAACACUGCCAUACUCAUUGGAGGGGAAACUUUGGAGCAAAACGUCUGUCAGGACUCCUUGUGGAAGCUGGAGUUAGACAAUGACUUCUGGUACCCGAUGAACUCCUCCACAUCUGGACCUGCACCACCUUGCUCCAGAGGACUCUCUGCGACCUAUGAUCCAGACUCUAAGACCAUCUUAGUAUACGGUGGCCUGAGGGAGGGUCAGCGCUACAGCGAGCUGUACAUCCUAAAUACUCUGACCUGGAAGUGGAAGCUUGUCACUGCAAAAGGAAACAUUCCUACCCUGGCAUAUCACUCUGCAGCUUUUUAUAAGAAAGAGCUUUUUGUCUUUGGUGGGGUUCAUCCAAGCCAGUCUUCCAGGGAUAAGUUGUGCAGUAAUGCUUUGUACAUCUUCAACCCAGAGUUUGAACUCUGGUAUCAACCUAUUGUAGAGGGGGACAAACCUCUGCCUCGCUUUGGACAUUCGGCCACACUCCUGUCACAGAAGUUGAUCAUAUUUGGUGGCCGAAAAACUGCAACCUACCUAAAUGACCUCCAUAUUUUAGACCUGGGCGUCAUGGAGUACACAGCUGUGAAGUGUGAGAACAUGCCGCCGCUGCCUCGAGGGUUUCAUGCUGCUCUCCCAGUUUCAGACAACAGGAUUUUAGUGAGUGGGGGAUGUAGUACAAUUGGAACCUUGCAGGAUGUACAUGUCUUCAAUACUGACACCAAAAUCUGGAGUUCAGUGGCAUCGUCUGAGUUGGGCUCCAAGCCUAUUGCUGGACACAGUUUGAUCCAUUUAACGUCAACAACCUCGGCAGACUUUCAAACGCACGAGCAAGACGAACCUGUCAAAGUCCACUGCACACUGCUGCUGUUUGGUGGCUCAGACUGCUCUGGUAACUUCUACAAUGACACAGUUAAGUGCACAGUGGAGAUUCCCUUUAUGAUAAAUAACCAUUUUAUCUCGGAUGGACACGAAACAGGCCAUCUCGGUUUUAAAACAUCUUUCAUGUAAUGUUUACUCCUUUCACAGGCAUUUUCUGCAGGCUAGUCCUUUUUUUAGCCUCUGCCAAAAUUAUCCAUACUUCCUCCAUGCAGCUGAUAUGCUGCAGGCUGUAUGAUGGCACACUUUGCAUAACAAAUCUGUAAUUUGCAUGUUUUGCACGGCACUCAUGUGCCCCAUGUAGCAGUAAAAUGCUGGUGUUGGUGGUUUUAAUAUUAAUAAAUGCCAAUAACUAUUUUCAACUAAGAGUUCCUGUGUCAUUUCAAAUAACUGCAAAAUAAUGGGGUUAUGUUCAAAGCAUUUUAUUUUAGCGCGUACAAAGCGACAGCCCAGCAUUUGCUAUGCUCGCAGUUCAAGAGGCGUGUCUGGCUGGCAAGAUGGAUGGCUCACUUGGAAAGCUUCCAUCUCAAGUAAGCUUUGAUUCAGCCUUUGGAUAGUUGGAUACAAGCUCAUGUCCACUUUAAACCUGCAGUUUAGAAACAAAAAACAUAAACUAAACUUACACGGGUUUAGUGUGAUUAUUAAAUGGUAUUUAGUUUUUUUUAAUGAAAUGUUUUUAUAACGUACCUCUCUGCAUUGUAGACUUGUGGGACCAGACAGAUGUCAGCCAUGGAUAGCUAAAAAAGGUAAAAAGGACUCAAUGUGACAUGCUCUUCAUUAUCAUGCUGUUCAAUAGAAAGUCCUUACCUCAUCGCCGACGCAAUAUUUCCCAGCCGUUUGCUUCAGUAUAGGCUCAAGAGCUGCAUAAGAACAAAUAUGCAUGUGGUUAAUAUUCCAAUGUUUUGCUUGGUGGCGUUACCAAAGGAAAAGUGGUGCCCAACCGUCAAAUCCGCGAUUAAUGAAAUGCUGCGCCCACUGCACCUUUUCUGCUCCAAUCUUUUGGAUCACGUGUAGAUUCUGAAAUAUUCAGAAAUAAUGACAUCACAUAUCUGUGCUAAAAUAGGUUGGAAUUGUAUGAUGAAUACAACUCUGUGUUCACCUGCAAAGGUUGUAUCCCAGAGGCAAUAAGAUCACUUAUCAUCCGAACCUGGGCCCUUUUCUUUGGCUCUAAUGGCAGAAGGCGAGGUCCUGGCCUGGUCUCAUCAAUGUACUGGAUCACCGCCAACUGUGUGAGCCGUACAGUAUAAAACAUUAAGAGCUGAACCGGGGAAAAAAAACAAUGGUAGAUGAGAGGCUUUGGGUGGGACUCACUGACUGAGAAAUGGUGAUUCCGUCAAUUUCAACUGCAGGUACUUGCUGCAUUGGGUUUAAAGUCUUGUACUCCUCUGUGAGCUGGAACACACAUUUGUGUUACUCAAAUAUCACUUCUGUUUGACUUCUCUUGUGACAUUCAAACGCUACCUGCUGACCUCCAUCUUUGAUCAGGUUGACAGGCACUUGGUCAUAUUCAAUACCUUUCAAGGCCAAAGCUGCACAAAAAGUUUAGUAUCACCAUGUGAACGUAAUAUGAAAGUAGAGAACUUCUAAGGAAUAACUUACCAAUUCGUACUCGCCAUGAGCAGGAGCUUCUGAAGUAUCCAUGGAGGACAGGCUGGGUGAAGACAAGGGGAAACAACAGAUGAAGAACAUUAUGUGCUUUAGAUCAUCCUUUUCAUUUCCUUUUUUUUAUUUCACCUUGGUUUGCUCCGACAUAGCUCCUCAGUGAAGUUUUCACCUAAAAGUGCAGCUGCAAAAGGUAAAGCAGCUGAC